Messenger RNA from Labeo rohita (rohu), 2397 nucleotides. RefSeq names its product tyrosine-protein kinase JAK2-like. Gene Ontology annotation, biological process: cytokine-mediated signaling pathway; intracellular signal transduction; cell surface receptor signaling pathway via JAK-STAT. The record is from RefSeq and is a predicted model, not a curated record. NCBI's taxonomy places the organism in Eukaryota, Metazoa, Chordata, Actinopteri, Cypriniformes, Cyprinidae. Gene Ontology annotation, molecular function: cytokine receptor binding; non-membrane spanning protein tyrosine kinase activity; ATP binding. Gene Ontology annotation, cellular component: membrane; cytosol. The transcript has 16 exons. Bases 180 to 2114 code for a protein of 644 amino acids.
GUCACAGUCCCAAGGACUUUGACAAGUACUUCCUCACCGUUUGCAUAGAGACUCCUCUAGGGGUGGACUACAAGGACUGUCUGAUAGAGAAAAAUGAGAAGUUUAGCCUGGCUGGGAUUCACAACUCUUUCUGUAGUCUAAAACAGCUCACAGACUUCUAUCAGCACAGUACGCUUCUCAUGUCAGAAAUCCCCGUCACCCUGGGCAAGUGCUGCCCACCCAGACCAAAAGAACUUACCAACAUGAUCAUCAUUCGUAACAGCAGUAUGACUGAAAUGCCCAGUUCCCCCAUGUUACAGAGACACAAACCAAGCCACAUGCAAUUCCACAUGAUUAAACACGAGGACCUCACCUGGAGGGAAAGCUUAGGUCAAGGUUCCUUCACGCAUAUCUUCAGAGGCAGUAAGACAGACCAGCGUGACGGACUGACACACUCCACAGAGGUUCUUCUGAAGGUCCUGGAUGCAAAUCAUAAAAACUGCUGGGAGUCUUUUUUUGAGGCGGCCAGUUUGAUGAGUCAGAUUUCCCACAAGCAUCUUCUGCUGGUAUAUGGCAUCAGUGUGCACAAAUCCAAAAACAUCAUGGUGCAGGAGUUUGUGAAGCACGGCGCACUGGACCUGUACCUGAAGAGGAGCGCGUCUGUGUCAGUCAGCUGGAAAUUAGAUGUGGCCAAACAACUGGCCUGUGCUCUUAACUUCCUGGAGGAGAAGAAUAUUGCACACGGGAAUAUUUGUGCAAAGAAUUUGCUGUUGGCCAGAGAGGGAGACCCUUCCUCUGAUAACUUGCCCUUCAUUAAACUGAGUGACCCUGGCAUCAGCAUGGCCUUGCUGGGCAAAGAUGUGGUGUUGGACAGGAUCCCAUGGGUGGCCCCGGAGGUUCUGGAUACACUUGAGAUUGAACUGGAGUGUGACAAGUGGAGUUUUGGGACAACGCUGUGGGAGAUUUUCAAUAAUGGAGAAGCUCCGUUGCAGGGCCUGGACCUCGUACAAAAGCAGCAGUUUUAUGACCAUUUCUCAAACCUGCCUGCGCUGGAGUGGGCUGAGCUCGCCGACCUGAUCGCUCAAUGUAUGCAGUACCAGCCUGAGCUAAGACCGUCCUGCCGGAGCAUCAUCCGCCAGCUUAACAGCCUCAUCACUUCAGAUUAUGAGAUUCUUCAUGCGACUGGCACACUUCCCAAGAGUGACAGCCUCUGGAGGAGACCGAACAUGUUCAAAAAGCAACAACAGGACGUUUUUGAGGAGCGAUACCUGCGAUUUAUCUCUGUCCUGGGAAAGGGUAACUUUGGCAGUGUUGAGCUUUGUCGUUAUGAUCCAUGGGGUGAUAACACAGGAGAUCUGGUAGCUGUAAAGGAACUUCAGUCAAACAAACAGGCCACCAUGGCAGACUUCAUGAGAGAGAUCCAAACUAUCAGCUCCCUGCACUGUGACUAUAUUGUCAAAUACAAGGGCAUCUGCUACAGCGCAGGCCGACUUAGCACAAAACUGGUGAUGGAAUAUCUUCCGUAUGGCAGUCUGAUUGGAUACAUGGAAAAGCACCGACAGAAUGUGUGCACCCGAAGACUGUUGCUCUUUGCCUCGCAGAUCUGUAAGGGUAUGGAGUACUUGCAAAGCAUGCGUUAUGUUCACCGUGAUCUAGCUGCUCGCAACAUCCUAGUCGCCAGUGACACUCUGGUGAAGAUCGCCGACUUUGGGCUCACAAAGAUCAUCCCAGUGGAAAAAGAGUACUACCGUGUCACGCAGCCAGGAGAAAGCCCUAUUUUUUGGUAUGCACCUGAAUCCAUUUCAGAAUUUAAAUUCUCCCACAAGUCAGACGUAUGGAGUUUCGGCGUUGUUCUACAUGAGCUCUUCUCUUAUUGCGACAUCAGUCGAAACCCCAAAAGGUUGUGUAUCCAGAAGAUAGGAAGUUAUGUCCAGAGUCCUUCCAUGGCUAUCCAUCUUCUUAAUCUUCUCAAGGAUAACUGGAGAUUACCGGCACCAUCUCAAUGUCCACCAAAGGUGCACAGUAUUAUGAUGCAAUGUUGGGAGUUCAACAGCGAGGACAGACCAAGCUUCUCCUCUCUACAGGACCUGAUUGAGAAUUGCCUGUUAGAUGAGAGAGAGGGGUGUAAGGGGUAAAAACAGAGUUACCCCAAACAGAUCACUGUUUUCAACAUAUAUGUAUAUGUGAUAUAUAACUGAGUAUUUGUAAGACAUGAUUUUACAGUAUUUUUUGUUGAUGUUUUGUUUCCUUUCAAACCACAGAACCGUAUUACAGUAGAUCAGCUUGUAUAUUUGCAGCUAAGCUUUCCAUCUGUUUGACUCGCAAAGAUCAAAUUUUUCCAGUGCAUCAUGUUUUUUUUCUGAUUUUAUAUUGCCAUUUAAUGCAUUUAAUGAUAUAAAGCAGUUGAGUAAAAAGGUA